AUGCUGAAGAAGGCGUACCUGCUGGCCUACAAUGGCUCCAUGCUCACUGGCUGGGCUCUUAUUCUUUUUAAGGUUGUCAAUCAUGUGGCGUCUGGGAAAAACGUCUGGGAUGUUUACCCGCUUAUUGCCAGGCUGCUCCUUGUAUUUCAGGGCGGUGCAGUGAUGGAGAUAAUUCAUGCCAUGCUGGGUUUGGUGCGU
Molecule: messenger RNA, 198 nt
Organism: Trypanosoma cruzi
Lineage: Eukaryota; Euglenozoa; Kinetoplastea; Trypanosomatida; Trypanosomatidae
Product: protein tyrosine phosphatase, putative
Exons: 1
Source: RefSeq, a predicted model, not a curated record